This is a messenger RNA of Canariomyces notabilis, 3237 nucleotides long. RefSeq lists its product as uncharacterized. Gene Ontology annotation, molecular function: heme binding; transmembrane monodehydroascorbate reductase activity. Lineage: Eukaryota; Fungi; Ascomycota; Sordariomycetes; Sordariales; Chaetomiaceae. The record is from RefSeq and is a predicted model, not a curated record. Bases 399 to 2957 code for a protein of 852 amino acids. The transcript has 2 exons.
GCAGCAUGCGAAUUGAGUGUCAACGCUUUCUACGGUCCCUUCUUUUCUGGAAACAUGCUACACCGGGGUAGUACUUGAACAAAGACGAAAAGUUCUCAAUUCGGAGUCCUCUUGCAGCACCGGGAUAGAGCCAUCGCCGAAGCUUCAUCAAUGUGCAAGACAUGGUAACAUGUAGCACCGCUUACACGAAUAAGUGCUGCAUCGGACUGCCCCGCCAUUCCUUUGCCAAAUCAUCGGCCCACUUGACGAUUCAAACGGCCGGUCGGAUUGCAAACAUUCCAGCUACCUCGAAUUAUUCCUCCGAAUUUCUCUGAGUGCGGCAGCUACCAUUCAUUCCUGACUGCCUACGCAUAUCCUCUUUUCGUUUCGGCGCUGCGCGGCGCACAGUGUCGCCGCCAAUGGCGCCAGCAGACUCGCUCUCCCCGCCGGGGAGCAGUUCAUACUCCUCCGACACAUUAACAGUUGGCGACGGGACCUGGGAUUUCACCAAGAACACAUUCCUUCUGCCCAAUCUCGUAGGGCUAAAUUUUGAGACGAUGAGAUAUAAUGGCAUGGGGAACCGCUUUGCGACCUUCACGCAGUACCACAGUCUUAUCCUCGGCCAUGGUAUUCUCGCCGCGAUAACCUUCCUCUUCGUUGUACCCAGCGCCGUGUUCCUCAUCAGGUUCUACGCCCGCCGACCGGGGAGGUCCGUCCACUAUCAUGCCUACCUGCAGGUCCUCGCUGUUGGCCUUUCCACCGUCGUCUUCGUGCUCGGCUUCUUCGCCGUCGGCCCGCCCCGCAAUUUGACGAACCCGCAUCAUGGAAUUGGCGUUGCCAUCUAUGUCCUGAUUCUGCUCCAAGCCAUCGGCGGUCGGCUAGUUAGGAAGCUGUCCGGCCGUCACUCGUUUAGGCUGCAUAUCCACCGAUGGUGUGGUCGUGCUAUCGCCCUCUUGGGAAUUGUGCAGGUCCCUCUUGGCCUCACUCUCUAUGGUUCGCCUCAGUAUCUCUUUAUCCUCUACGCUGUGUGGAUGGGAUUUCUGCUGCUACUGUACUUCAUUCUGGACUAUCGGGAUGACGGGCGUCGGGAAUUUGUCAGGGACGGUGUUAGCUACGCCGGCGGUGAGAGCAGCAGGGUGACGGAGUCAAAGUCGGGGCGCGGUUUCGGGUGGUUGGGUCCCCUGGCUGCCGGCGCUGGCGCUCUGGCACUAUUCCGGGGCCGAAAGAAGAACCGGGAUGCCGAACGGGCCCUAAGCCGAUCUCCCAGUCCCACGGGUCGAUCCCACCACGGACGCGAACCUACCGUGAUUUCAUCUCGCCGCGCCUCCGAAAGCUACUACGACGAAAAACAUUCCGAGCGAAGACGUGCGAGCGGGGGAGGGUUUAUGAACAAGCUUUUCGCGGCCGGCGCGGGCCUGGGGGCCGGCGCGCUGGUCUCCAAGAUGAUGAAUCGCCGUAGCGGUCGUCAUGAUGAUGAAUAUUCGGCAGUUGCUACAGAUACGCCAAGCCGCGCACGUAGGUAUGGACCGGCGAGCGAGAUCACCGAAAGCACCGAUUACACUGAACGGACCGAGGAUGUCCGGAGACACCCCAGCACACAUGACAGGCAAUCGUCUAUACUCCCCGCGCCUCGUCCAGGCGCCGCCGGGGAUAGACCGAGGCCGAUGACCCCGCAGCGCUCACAUGCCGCAACCUCCAGGCUUGACAGCACGGUUGAUGCCUCGGAUUAUUCUUCUUACGUCAGUCCCUCUAGGGCAGCACCCGAACGAAGACGAAGCGGGGGUGCGGGCAAGGGGUUCCUCGCUGGAAUUGGACUGGGCUUCCUGGCCAAGAUGGGUAAGGACCGUCGGGACAGGAGAGAGGAGGAGCGGCUGCGGGACGAGGAGGAGAGGCGAAGGGAGGAGGAAGAAGAUCGAAGGGCCGGCAAACGGAGCUCGCGAUAUACGGGCGACGGAUACCCCAGUCCAUCAAGACGGGAAUCUAGACGGCGCCCACACCGUCCACGUCCUCCACCAUCGGCCGUCACCACUACAGUCAGUUCGAUGAUUUCAGGAGAAUCGUCAAUCGAGCCACGUGGCGAUACGCCAUACGAGCCGGCACCUCCAGGUGGCCGCAUUCCUCCCGGUCCGGUCACAGUUCCGGGCGCGCCCCCUGUGCCCGUGGCAAACACGGGCGGGCCUUCGGCGGCCCCCCUCCCCGUUCCUGUGCCCAUGCCAGCUGGGGGAGCUUCAGCGCCACAUUCUCGAUAUGACGUAACGGAACCGGUUGCGAUGCCACCAAUGCCGGUCGAUCCUCAGGGAAUCCUCCGGCGCGACUCGGACAGCGACCACCGGCGCAGACGCGAAGGUGAAGCAGCCGCAGCGGCCGCGGUCUCGACCGCCAGCGCCCUUGCCGCGCGUGAGGAAGAAGAGCGUCGCCGGAGGGGGGAACGCGUGCGGGAUUCACCCCAAACCAACCCUCCAGUCAGCGUUCGCGUGCAUGUGCACGACAAUCCCGACCGCAAUAUCACGCUGCGCAAGUUGACGGAAGAGGAAGCGCGUCGCGAGCAGCAGCGCCGGCGGCGGCGCAACGAUUCCGUGAGCAGCAUCUCAGGAGGCGAGUCGACGCCAAGGCGGUACCGGAGGGACUCGUCCAGCCAGCGAAGAGCCGAGACGGCGGCCGAGCAGGAGGUCGAAAGGGAUAAUGAGCCGAUUGCCCCGCUCUCUCCGCCCAACCCGGCGUUUGCGAGAGGCUCGCGACAGAAAGACUCGGCUUACUACUCGCAAGGCCAGCCUGGGCCGUCUGGGGCCAUGCCGGCUGCAGGCGCGACCGUGUCGAGUCUGGGGAGCCCUGCGGGGAUAACAAGUCCCGGCGGCAGCCACGCGACCUUUACGAGCGGGCCGAUUACGGACAUGGCGGCUGAUCGGAGACGGAGGAGGCGAUUGGAGAGGAGGGAAGGAAGUAGUAGUAGGCAGCCGACGAUGCUGGACUAUAAUUAAUUCAGCCAUGGGUCGGUAUACUUAUUCGUUCAAAGGCAUGGCGUUCCGGUUACAGGGGCUGGGUUCCAUUUAUGAGAUGAGGGUAUGCUUGUGGAGAUGAGAUGUGUUGGGCGGUCACUGUUGUAUGUACAUACUUUUCCUUGGUUCCUGUGGAUGUUCGGAUACGAUGAGAUGAGAUGAUGGAAGACAAUGGGAGGUAAACUUUGUGUUCGUAAUAUCAGAUUGUCGUGACAAUUCCUGCGGAGCAAUACCCCUGAAUUCAGUUUACAGGCUUGGCUGC